AUGACUUCUCGCCGUUCGCGUUCGCGUUCACGCUCCCCUGGACGUUCAAGAAGAAGAGAGCGGUCUCGCUCGUACUCAGAAGACGAGGAACGUCGUCUACCACACAAUGCUUCGCCAAUAUCAGAGUCGGAUUACUUCCAAAAGAGCGACGAAUUCAGGAUUUGGCUAAAGGACGAGAAGGGAAAGUACUUUGAUGAGCUAUCUGGAGAGAGGGCCCGAAGCUAUUUCCGCAAGUUUGUAAAGGCUUGGAAUCGAGGGAAACUAUCGAGUAAAUACGUUCCUACCAUUCCCGCUGACAUCCAACUGACACCCGUCUCAGAAAAACUCUAUGCUGGCGUAGACAGCUCUUCCAUACCCGCUACCUCACAAACGUCAUACAAGUGGUCUUUCGCUUCCAAAUCUGACGGAGAGGCUCUCCGUGCGGCGCGAGAGUCCGUCGGGGUUGCCACGCAAAGCCGCGCGCUUCCAGAAUCCUCCGGUGCAGGGCGUGUACAAGGGCCGACGCUUCCUUCUGCGGCUGAUUUGGUCCUAGCGAGAGAAAUGGAUGCAGAGCACCGUGAUGAGGAGCGGAAGUAUAAGCGUAAGAGGGAGCGCGCAGAGGAUAAGGACCGUAUUGAGGAGAUGGUCGGGCCAAGGGAGGUCGGAAGGGAAGGGAUGUUGGAGAAGAAACGUGCUAGGAGGGAAGCGGAUAAGUCUUUCCGCGAGAAAGGUGAUGACGCAGUGGAGCUCGAUGAAUCAGCGCUGUUUGGUGGCGAUAGCUUUCAAGCUCGGAUUGCCAGACGUGAUGCUGGCAAGAAGAGGUAUCAACAAGCACAAGAAGAGAAGGCCGCAGCUAUGCGCGAACGAGCUACAGCUAUAAAGGAGAAAGAAAGCGCUACGAUGUCUAUGUUCCAGCAGCUGGCUAAACAGCGGUUUGGAUGAUGUACGUUAAUGGAAUUUGUGCUUUCACCAGGCGCGGUCGUCGGGAUCCAGAAGCUCCGGCUGUGGAAAUAUUCCUCGUCAUCGUCCGUCUCCCGCUCAAGGGCAAUAACGACUUACUUUUACGCCUCUACUACGAGGAGCAGCCCUGGGCCUCGAAUGUGAGAUAUGUCUCUUCGAGGAAGAACAGAGCCUCCAUCGCUGGAACAUGCCACACCAGGGGCAGUCCGGAGCAUCCCAAGCUUGGUCUUCUCUAUCUAGGACCUGCGCCUGCACCGGUCUUGUGUCCUCCUAAGAAGUCCUUUGUCAAUUCUCCACACGCAAUGAAAUAAUCUUGUGCGCAACUCGAAGUGU
This is a messenger RNA of Desarmillaria tabescens, 1272 nucleotides long. RefSeq lists its product as uncharacterized. The transcript is spliced from 5 exons. The coding region runs from base 1 to 921 and encodes 306 amino acids. The record is from RefSeq and is a predicted model, not a curated record. NCBI's taxonomy places the organism in Eukaryota, Fungi, Basidiomycota, Agaricomycetes, Agaricales, Physalacriaceae.